Messenger RNA from Candidula unifasciata, 1611 nucleotides. NCBI's taxonomy places the organism in Eukaryota, Metazoa, Mollusca, Gastropoda, Stylommatophora, Geomitridae. The record is from the annotation of a GenBank genome assembly.
AUGCAACAACACGCCAAGCUCUGUGUCACUGUCUACAAUGUGCAGUGGCGUCGAUUUUUAAUACCAGCAGUAGCUGACUCCGUGGACUCGCUAAUUGGGAAACUGGGUGGUUGUGGACGGUUUCAAGUUCUCUUUGUUUCUCUGGCAUAUUUCCCAUUGGUGCCAGCAACCUGGUCGCUGUUGUUCAUGAUCUUUGGCAACUACAACCCUGGGCUGGAAUGUGGGGACGAUUAUCCUUCAAGUAUACUCAACACGAUGCAGUCAAGCAACCUAGAAAACGAUAACUUUCUCCAUAACACAACUGUAGUAUGUUCUUGUGUGACGAUUAAAUCACAUAAGAACUGGACUUUCAAUAAAGCAGCUUUGACGGUGGUCACAGAGUGGAGUUUGAUCUGUGAGGAUUCAUGGAAACGCUCCACCAUCAUAUCUGUCCAGAUGGUUGGGGUCUUGCUAGGUUCACUUGUGGGUGGACAAAUUGGAGAUCGGUUUGGUAGAAAGUCCAACAUCCAUGGCGGUGCAGCACUGCUGACGGUAACCAAUAUUAUAGGUGUGUUCUCUGUCUCUUGGGUGAUGUACGCUACUGUGAGAUUCUUCAUUGGAUUCGCCGUUGGAGCUAUCCUUUCAACGGUCACAAUCUACAACAUGGAGUUCCUCCCGUCCUUCUGGAGAGGUUUCAUAGGGACAUUUCCUUUCUGGACAAUAUGUACAUUCACCUUGGGGUUGUGUGUGAUGGCGUUGAAGAACUGGAAGCACGUACACAUAGCUACUGCUUUUGUUGCCAUGUUGGCUUUCCUGUCCGUGUUCUGGCUUCCAGAAAGUAUGCGGUUUCUAGCAGUUCAUGGGCAUUUGACACAGGCAAACAAAGUUGUCAAGAAAAUUGCCAGGUUAAACAAGAAACCGUUACCGGAUACAUCCAUCGUGACAAGAAUUGCAGAAGUAGAGAAAGAGUCUUUGAAGGAAAGAUCUAGUUACACAUACCUUCAUCUCUUCCACAAAAACAUCAGGAAAUAUACCAUAAUUGUUGGAACGACUUGGUUUAUCAUUUCUCUUUCAAGUAACACUAUUGGGUUUGGUCUGAAUGCAUUCUCUGGUGACUUCUUUGUGAACCUGUUAGUUCUGUUUGUUCUGCCGUUUCCAGCUAGACUACUGGGUCUCCUGAUCACAUCGAAAGUCGGCAGGAAAAUAGCUAUGCUUACAAAUAUUUGCCUUUCCUUUGCCUGCUCAUUUCUGAUAGUUGGCAUUCAGCUAGCCGCUCCUGAAAAUUGGCGGGGCCUGGCGACCACGGCCCUUGCGCUUGUGGCAAAUAUCUUCAUAGAAGCUUCAUGGGGAGUGGCUGUAGUGUUCAUUGGUGAGCUGUUCCCGACGGGUGUUAGAAACAUGGCGUACGCUUUCUGCGGUGCCGUCUCCAGGGUCGGAGCCAUGCUGGGGCCAUACCUGAUUCUGAAGGAAUCCAUGCCCAUGUGGAGCGUCUUUCUGCUGAUCGGGUUACUUUUACUGAUUUGUUUUCUGGCAGUUCUGACCUUACCUGAAUCAAAAGGAAAGCCACUACACGACAAUCUGGAAGUGAAAGUAACGAAAGGUCAGGACUCAGACGUCAAUAGUCACGUGUAA